This is a messenger RNA of Homalodisca vitripennis (glassy-winged sharpshooter), 981 nucleotides long. RefSeq lists its product as uncharacterized. The transcript has 6 exons. NCBI's taxonomy places the organism in Eukaryota, Metazoa, Arthropoda, Insecta, Hemiptera, Cicadellidae. Bases 1 to 981 code for a protein of 326 amino acids. The record is from RefSeq and is a predicted model, not a curated record.
AUGGAUACUGAUGUUGACAUCCUGUACAUGAUCCAUCACAUGACAAAACAGCUGCCUGCAGAGGCAACGGCUUUCCUUGGUGCAGUCGCAGCUUUCUUGGUGCUGCUGUUGGUGUUCUUCCUGUACUUCAACAAGAAAUGGUGUUUCUACGCCGUGGCUUGUUGUGAUGACCCUCCUCCUAUCUCUAGCUCCGCCAAGGAGUUAGGCAAAGCUUAUCGUUGCGAAGAGCAGGAGACCAGUUCUGACAGUGAGGAGGAUGUUUUACGCAGGCUCCAGACUUCUCAGAGUCUCCAGUCUACGAGACUUCUGGCAGAUUCUCUCCCAGGCCCUUCUGCUAGGCUGCAGGGUGGGCCGGUGAAGGGUACGGACCUGAUGUCUCUGGCAGAGAAGGGAAAGGCGGGCCGGGCGGGAAGCAGUGCCAGUUCUAGCUGCUCUACCACCAGUGGGGAGGACGACGGCCACAGCGCGGGAAUGCGGCACCGUGACGCACGCCGUUAUGCCAAGCAGAUCAGUGUGGAUGAGGAGAUCGCGCCACUAGUCAGCAAUGCCAAUAGCCAAGACUGCAUCGUGGUGCUGGGUCAGGAGCCACUGUUUGACGUUACGGACCUCCAGAGCAUGGGCACAGUGGAUAUGGCUCGGUGUGGGGCUGUCGAGGUAGCCUUUGCAUACGAUGCUCCGAUGCGCAAGAUGACAGUGCAUGUACUACAAGCUAGAGACAUUCCUACAAAAGACAGGGGCGGAGCUACGCACACACAGAGAAAUGAAUUUGCGGAGAUGAAAAUACAGAUGAUCCAUGAUGAUACUCUCAAACACUUUAGCCAGAGCAGACUGGAUCACAAUCGGCCUAUAAUUCUUAAUAUUGUUGUUGUGACCAGACUUAAAUAUAGGGACAUCAAAUCCAUGCUUAAGAGCAGAGGGAAAGAUGCCGGACCGAAGCAAUGCGGAGAACAAGGAGGCAAGAUGAGGGGCCAAGAUGGAUGA